AUGGCAACACGCCGCGUUUUGGUGACGGGGGCCGGCAGUGGCAUCGGCAAGGGGAUUGCCGCCUACCUCUGCAACAAGUCCCCGGCCAAGCAUGGUGUCAUGAUCACCGAUCUCAAGCUGGAGACGGCCCAGGCUGCCGCCGAAGAGCUGCGUGCAGCCGGUGGCAAUGUUAUUGGGGCGUAUGCCCUUGACGUCAGCAACAAGGAUUCCAUUCGCGAUCUCAUGGCCCAGCUGCAAGACAACCCGCCCGACGUGCUGGUCAACAAUGCCGGUAUCCAGCAUGUGUCGCCCCUCGAAGACUUUCCCGAUGACAAAUGGCAACUGCUCGUCGACGUCAUGCUGGUCGGCUGUGCUUCCAUGACAAAGGCCGUGUUGCCCAGCAUGCGCGAGAAUGGUUAUGGUCGCAUUGUCAACAUCGGAAGCAUUCACUCCCUCAUUGCCAGCAAGUACAAAUCGGCCUACGUGGCCGCCAAGCACGGCCUGGUUGGCUUCUCCAAGGUCAUGGCCCUUGAGACCGCUGAUUGCGAUAUCACCAUCAACACUGUGUGCCCUGCCUACGUCAUGACCCCGCUGGUCGAGGCCCAGAUUGAGGGCCAAGCCAAGGCCCAUGGCAUGACCCGCGAGCAAGUCGUUGCCGAAAUCUUCCUGAAACCCAUGCCCAAGCAGGCCUUCAUCUCUCUGGACGAGCUGGCCGGCACCACCGAGUUUUUGAUGUCGGAUCACGCUCGCAACAUCACUGGACAGACUCUUGCUCUUGACGGCGGCUGGACUGUCCAAUAA
Messenger RNA from Monosiga brevicollis MX1, 780 nucleotides. RefSeq lists its product as uncharacterized. The transcript has 3 exons. The coding region runs from base 1 to 780 and encodes 259 amino acids. Lineage: Eukaryota; Choanoflagellata; Craspedida; Salpingoecidae. Gene Ontology annotation, molecular function: 3-hydroxybutyrate dehydrogenase activity. The record is from RefSeq and is a predicted model, not a curated record.